AGGCGUUGGUGCCGCAGAAGCGAGGCGGCGGCUGCGGAGGAAGGAGGCGUCAUGUCGCUGCUGCGCCCCUUCCUGCACUUGCCCGGCCCCGCCAGGAGGGGGCGCGCCAAAGCCCAGCCCAUUGUCAGUUGUAGCCGCCUCCGAGAAAUUCAAAGCAUCCUGACCCAGAGCAGCAAAUCCCAACCAGAUGGAAUCCUGUGCAUUUUGGGAAUUGACAGCCGAUACAACGAAGGCUGCCGGGAACUGGCCAACUAUCUCCUCUUUGGCUUGUACAACCAGAACAACAACGAAUUUGAGCGCUCAGGGUUUCCUGAAGAAGUCCUUGAUGAUGUGAUCCUACUAAUUAAGCCAGACAGCGUCCACCUGUACUGCAACCCUGUCAACUACAACUACCUUUUGCCAUAUGUAGCCUUUUGGAGGAACUUGCAUUUCCAUUGCCUGACUGAAAACGAGUAUGAAGAUGAAGAGGCUGCUGAGGAAUUCAAAAUUUCCAGCUUUGUCGACAUGGUUCGCGACUGCAGCCGAAUCGGCAUCCCCUUUAGCUCUCAAGGUCACCUUCAGAUCUUUGACAUGUUUGUGGUUGAGAAGUGGCCUAUCGUACAAGCCUUUGCCCUGGAAGGAAUAGGCGGAGAUGGGUUCUUUACCAUGAAAUACGAGUUAAUGGAUGUCAGUGUGGAUUUGUGGAGGACUUACAGCAGAAUGGAUCCCGUCUCCUUGGAAAGUUUGCUCUAUGAGGAUUUGAUGACUUUUGAACAUCAGUGGACCAACUUCUUUGCCAAUUUCGACACAGAAAUCCCUUUCAUCCUGGAGCUGUCAGAGUCUCAAGCGGGGGAGCCAUUCCGCAGUUACUUUAGUCAUGGGAUGAUCUCAAGCCAUAUUACAGACAACAGCCCCAGCAGGCAGCCCUUCGUCCUGUUUGGCACCCAUGCCUCCAAGGAGAACCUCAACUCGGCCAACUUCAACUUCCCUUCGGAGGGGCAUCUUCUUCGCAACACAGGCCACGGCGGGAGCACGGCCAAGCACAUGGUAGUGCAGUGUGUCUCUCCCAAAGGACCUCUGGCUUGCUCAAGGACGUAUUUCUUUGGAGCAACUCACACUCCUUACCUGGGCAACGAUAAUGAAGUGGAAAAGAAAGGUGAACAAGUUAAGCUUCUGUCUCAGAUCUAUGCUGCUGUUGUCGAAGCUGUCCUGGCUGGUAUAGACUCCUAUUCAAAAACAUCCAGUGCCAGUAAGGCGAAGGAAGUAGCAGAAGAAACGUUCUCCAAUAUGCUUGAUGCCUUUCAACUUACAUAUUUUAAAGUCCCGCUGCGCGCCAGAACAGACUUUCGGAUUCAAGCUGUGAACAACCAUGGAAGGAUUAUUCCACUGGAUAAUGAGGAUAGUCUCUGUUUAGUGAAAACGGUCUCCAUGACUAUAUACGACAUUCCAGACUUACUGGGUGGAAGGGGCUGCCUGGGAUCGGUUGUCUUCUCAGAAUCCUUCCUGGUGUCACAGAUCCUUGUGAAGGAAAAAGAUGGCAGCAUCAGCACAGAAACCAGCUGCAUCGUUCUCACCGCAGCCAUCCCGAGGUCCGUUUCUUGGCUGGUUGAAGAUAAUGAAGUGAAGCUUUCAGAGAAGGCCCAGCAAAUCUUGAAGCAAGAAGAAUCUUUCCUGGGUGUUCUCUUGAUGGGAGGUGAUGGUGCCUAUAUUGCUUCUAGCAACUCGCUGUGUCGACCGGAGGAAGGGAAGCUCUACUUCUUCUCCGAGGGCCUUCUCUUCUGCCAUCCCCACUAUGGAAGCAUCCCCAUCUCCAAGACCCACAUGACGUCCAUCAGGUUCUACGAUGGAGAUUCCACCAGCGUUGUGGCCGCUCUCCUCAUAGAUUACAAAAGCUCCCUGCUUCCUCACUUGCCCAUCCAGCUCCACACCCCGAGCAACUCGCUGAUGAUCGCCCUUUUCCCGAAGUCAAGCCUUUACAAAGCGUUCUACGCAGAGGUUUCCUCUGUCUGGCAGCAACGAGGGACUUCAGGAACAACUUUGAAGAUGACCCAAGGCGAUUCCCUUCCUGCAGAACAGGAGAGAUUGCAUUCCAACAUGCAGAAACUGUUUGAUGCCUUGACCUGUCCUCCUGGGGAAAAAUGGAACCAGCUAAGAAUAUCCACAAGCCUUCCAGAUUUGGACAGAUUUCAGCAGCACUUUACAGUCAGCAGCGUAAGUCGUGAGCCAGUGCUGAGAGCUCAUCUCCCGACUUUGCUGCAAGAAUCACAAACCAUUCCUGAUAACGAUGCCGAGAAUGAUAAGGUGGUGAUCACCAUCUUGACGGGUCUUCCAGGCUGUCGCUCAGGUGACCUCGCUUCUUUCUUGGUCACCUUUAACAAAGAAUAUGGAAGGUGGCUCAUUUAUCGCCAGACCAUGGACAGCCCUGAGUGUUUCAGUGCCGCUCACUUCCAGAAAUACCUGUCCGGCGUUCUCGAAUCCCAGCACAACCGCAGCAGCCGGCUCUCCUUUUACGGCAGGCAGAAAACAAGGCUGCUGCUGGUCCUGCAAGGAUACACAGAUGUGAUUGACGUAGUGCAGGCCCUCCAGACGCACCCCGAUGCGGACGUCAAGGCCGCCUUUGUCGUCGGAGCCGUCACGACUUGCGUGGAGCCGCUGAGUUGCUACAUGGAACACAGGUUUCUCUUCCCCAAGUUCCUGGACCAGUGCUCACAAGGUCUGGUGAGCAACGUCGUCUUCACAAGCCACACCUCUGAGCAAAGAAACCCGCUUCUUGUUCAGCUCCAGAACCUCAUACGAGCUUCAAAUCCCGCCGUUUCAUUUAUCCUGGCUGAAAAUGGGGUUGUGACAAGGAAUGAAGACAUUGAGCUCAUUCUCUCCGAAAGCAGUUUCUCAAGCCCGCAGAUGCUGACAACUCGCUACUUAACAUUUCCUGGUUGGUACGAUGGCAAAUUUCGUGCCGGUUCCGUCUAUCCUCCGAUGGUUCAGAUCUGCGUGUGGUUCAACCGCCCUUUGGAGAAGACACGAUUCGUGGCCAAAUGCAAAGCUCUGAAGUCCUUCAAUAAGUCCAGCCCUUUCUCCGGAAACAUCUACCACAUCUUGGGCAAAUUGAAGUUUUCAGAUUCAGAUCGGAUGAUGGAGGUGUGCCACAACACGCCCGCGAACUCCUUAAGCCUGGCACCUGUUCAGGAAGCCCCGUCUCCUCCCGAUUCGAGAAACGACGACCGAGACCAUCAUAGCGGUCCCCAGGAAUGCUUCCUGGUGUUUAUUGGCUGCUCCCUCAAAGAAGAUGAGAUCAAGGAUUGGCUCAGGCAGACGGCCAAGCAGAAACCACAGAGAAAAGUUUUGAAAACCAGGAGCAUGCUGACCUCACAGGAAAUCAAGAACAUUCAUGUUAAACGCCACUUAGACCCUCUUCCAGCUGGCUACUUCUAUAAUGGGAUCCAGUAUGUGAACUUCUUUGGAGACAAGAUGGAUUAUCACCCACUAAUGGACCAAUUCAUGAAUGACUACUUGGAGGAAGCAAACCGUGAGAUUGAAAAAUACAACAGAGAGUUGGAUGAACAGGAGCACCACGACCUCUUCGAACAGAAAAUUUAAGUGAAACCCCGCUUCAGUGGUAUUAAAAAGGCACAGGACCGUUACAUUCUGAACUGUUAAUGACCAAGAAAAACUACGUCCUUGCUGGCUUAAAGAAACAUUUAGAGGUCUAUUUUCAACUGUUUUUUUAAAAAAAAAUAUUUAUGCAUGAAAGGUUUUUAUCGUUAAAGAAAAAAAUCUUAUCACCAUCCUAGCAGCAUUUAAGUGCCACUGUGUUUCCACGUCAGCGGAGUUUUAUAAUCUUGGGCUUAUAAGAGGAAAUAUGUUGUUACAUUUUAUAUUUCAGUCAUGUAGAGAGCUGUACAUCCUGUGCUGAGAAGCUGGCCUUGAGGGUGAUUCUUCUGAUGUCCCACAAUUGGCCUUUAUUGUGUUAGGAAGUAAGGGGAAAUAUGUUCAUGGCUGUUGUAGACUUGUGUGUUCCCUAAAACAAGAAACAAGGGAAAACGCAUCCUCUUGAGAAUUAUACCUUCCUCACAUGAUACCUUACUCGUAGCGAUGGUCCAUAAGGCAAAUCACUUGAGAACUACUUGUAGGUAACAUGUUGGCUUUGAGGGUGUUCCUAAAGCGAGAAAUGGGGGAACACAUCUGCUCUUGAGUUCUUCUUAACCAACAUGUUGGCUUUGAAGGUGUUCCUAAAGUGAGAAAUGGGGGAACACGUCUGCUCUUGAGUUCUUCUUAACCAACAUCUAAGCUUUGAAGGUAUUCCUAAAGCAAGAAAUGGGGGGGACACAACUGUUCUUGAGUUCUUCUUAACCAACAUGUAGGGGUUGAAGUUGUUCCUAAAGCGAGAAAUGUGGGAACACGUCUGCUCUUGAGCUCUUCUUAACUAACAUACAAGCUUUAAAGGUGUUCCUAAAGCGAGAAAUGGGGGAACACAUCUGCUCUUGAGUUCUUCUUAACCAACAUGAUGGCUUUGAAGGUGUUCCUAAAGCGAGAAAUGGGGGAACACAACUGCUCUUGAGUUCUUCUUAACCAACAUGGUGGCUUUGAAGGUGUUCCUAAAGCGAGAAAUGGGGGAACACAAUUGCUCUUGAGUUCUUCUUAACCAACAUGUUGGCUUUGAAAGUGUUCCUAAAGCGAGAAAUGGGGGAACACGUCUGCUCUUGAGUUCUUCUCAACCAACAUGUUGGCUUUGAAGGUGUUCCUAAAAUGAGAAAUGGGGGAACACGUCUGCUCUUGAGUUCUUCUCAACCAACAUGUUGGCUUUGAAGGUGUUCCUAAAGCGAGAAAUGGGGGAACACAACUGCUCUUGAGUUCUUCUUAACCAACAUGAUGGCUUUGAAGGUGUUCCUAAAGCGAGAAAUGGGGGAACACGUCUGCUCUUGAGUUCUUCUCAACCAACAUGUUGGCUUUGAAGGUGUUCUUAAAGCGAGAAAUGGGGGAACACGUCUGCUCUUGAGGUCUUCUUAACUAGUAUGUUGGGUGUGAAGGUGUUCCUAAAGUGAGAAAUGGGGGAACACAUUUACUCUUGAGCUCUUCUUAACCAGUAUGUUGGCUUUGAAGGUAUUCCUAAAGCGAGAAAUGGGAGAACACAUCUGCUCUUGUGUUCUUCUUAACCAACAUGUAGGGGUUGAAGGUGUUCCUAAAGCGAGAAAUGUGGGAACACAUCUGCUCUUGAGUUCUUCUUAACCAACAUCUAAGCUUUAAAGGUGUUCCUUAAGCGAGAAAUGGGGGAACACAUCUGCUCUUGAGUUCUUCUCAACCAACAUGUUGGCUUUGAAGGUGUUCCUAAAGCGAGAAAUGGGGGAACACGUCUGCUCUUGAGUUCUUCUCAACCAACAUGUUGGUUUUGAAGGUGUUCCUAAAGCGAGAAAUGGGGGAACACGUCUGCUCUUGAGUUCUUCUCAACCAACAUGUCGGCUUUGAAGGUGUUCCUAAAGCGAGAAAUGGGGGAACACAUCUGCUCUUGAGUUCUUCUCAACCAACAUGUUGGCUUUGAAGGUGUUCCUAAAGCGAGAAAUGGGGGAACACGUCUGCUCUUGAGUUCUUCUCAACCAACAUGUUGGCUUUGAAGGUGUUCCUAAAGCGAGAAAUGGGGGAACACGUCUGCUCUUGAGUUCUUCUCAACCAACAUGUUGGCUUUGAAGGUGUUCCUAAAGCGAGAAAUGGGGGAACACGUCUGCUCUUGAGCUCUUCUUAACCAGAAUGUUGGGUUUGAAGGUGUUCCUAAAGUGAGAAAUGGGGGACACUUCUGCUCUUGAGUUUUUUUAGCCAACAUGUUGUCUUGGAAGGUGUUGCUAAAGUGAGAAGUGGGGGAACACGUCUGCUCUUGAGUUCUUCUUAACCAACAUGUUGGCUUUGAAGGUGUUCCUAAAGCGAGAAAUGGGGUAACACGUCUGCUCUUGAGCUCUUCUUAACCAGUAUGUUGGGUUUGAAGGUGUUCCUAAAGCGAGAAAUGGGGGAACACUUCUGCUCUUGAGUUCUUCUCAACCAACAUGUUGUCUUGGAAGGUGUUCCUAAAGCGAGAAAUGGGGGAACACAUCUGCUCUUGAGUUCUUCUCAACCAACAUGUUGGCUUUGAAGGUGUUCCUAAAGCGAGAAAUGGGGGAACACGUCUGCUCUUGAGUUCUUCUCAACCAACAUGUUGGCUUUGAAGGUGUUCCUAAAGCGAGAAAUGGGGGAACACAUCUGCUCUUGAGCUCUUCUUAACCAGUAUGUUGGGUUUGAAGGUGUUCCUAAAGCGAGAAAUGGGGGAACACUUCUGUUCUUGAGUUUUUUUAGCCAACAUGUUGUCUUGGAAGGUGUUGCUAAAGUGAGAAGUGGGGGAACACGUCUGCUCUUGGGUUCUUCUUAACCAACAUGUUGGCUUUAAAAGUGUUCCUAAAGCGAGAAAUGGGGGAACACAUCUGCUCUUGAGUUGUUCUUAACCAACAUGUUGGCUUUGAAGGUGUUCCUAAAGUGAUAAUUGGGAGAACACAUCUGUUCUUGAGAAUUAUUUGUAACCAACAUGAUGGUUUGGCAUCUUGUUCCUCUUACAAGAAAUCUGAGAACAUGUGUAAAAGUAUAUUGUGGUUGACAUGUCUAGAACAUCAUUUUAAAAGGAAGUGUUAUACUAAUAUAAAAUAUUUCACAAGAUGAGCAGAGUUAGAUUCCACUUCUUUUUCAAAAAUAAUGUCUCCCCAGGUUAGGAUUCUACAUGGUACAGCUUAGUUUUUGAAUGUUUUCACGUGGCUCUAUAAUGCCUGUAAUGCUUUUCCUUUAAAAAAAAUUAAGGCUAAGUUACUUUAUCACUCCAUAGGAUUCUUAAUAGGGUUAAAAUUGUUACCUUCGAUAGUGUAAGCCAGCUAUUUGUAACUUUAAGUAGUUUAAGAUUUCUGUGGGGGUCGUAAUGCCCAUUAUUACAGGUAAUAGAGCGUCCUUUUGAGGACCGUGGAUUUAUCUAUGCAUGGUUGUACCUUAGUUAAUUAAAAAAUUAAUACUGAUAGUGCCUGGUAGGAGAAAUGUAGCUAGCAAUUAAUUUUGAAGGAGCAAUUGGCGUGCAGGGGUUACGUCAGUUUGGCCAUAAUGUGGAAAUACUAGGAGGCCAAGUUUUAAUGUGGCUUCAUGUUGUCUUGCCUGAUCUUGCUCUGAACAUUCUCGAGCAACAACUCAACUGCAAGCUUCUCAUCCAGAGGUAGCCUUCUUCAAGAAGGUCCCAUAGGAACUUCUGUUGGAAGGAGGACUCUGUGCAUAUUCAGAAUGCUCUUUUUUGGCCAGGGAUAGAAUAUUAUCCUUCUAGAAGUAAGACUUGCUAGCUGAGAAUAAUCCCUGCAGUUGUGCUCAUUUCGGAAGGUGGCUGGCAGGCAGCCCAUUCCAGCUUGGUGCUUUUGGUUUCGCUUCUUGAAAGUCUAAAUUUUCUGCUUAUGGUCACCCUCUUGAUUUGCGUUAAAUCUGAGGGAAACUGAUCAAUUGCUGACAUUUUACCAGGAGCUCCAUACGUAGUUCUGGAUAGCACUUCGCUCAAAGCACAGUCAAAUUCCAAAGAGAAUAUCUCUCUCAAUCAAAGAAGCACUCAAAAUUAUUUCUGGAGGUAUCCAGAAGGGUAUAAAAUGUCCAAAACUACUAAGGAGAUCUAUCCAGAGCUCUCUGGAAAGGUAAAAUGUCUAAACCUUUUUGGUAUGGUCCACCAGGAACAUGACCUGUGGCUCCAAUUGUUGUGGGUUCCUGGUGGGUCAUUCUGAGAUAUUAUGGCUGUUCUUUUUUUCCCAGCCUUUGUGAUUUAGUGGAAACCCCGAUUGCUCCUUUUCUUAGCGUAGAUUGUCUCAUGAUCUGCAAAAGCCAUAUAUAUUUAGGAAUAAUCGCAUUGCUACACAGCACCUAGGAGUUGAGAGAAAGCGGCACUCGGUUUGCCUCCUUUGCCUCAGCUUCUUCGUCGAUAGACGAGAUAGAUUUUAAGUGCAAUUGUUAUUAAAAUAGGUGAAGAGAUUGUAGCUUACUUAGCUCUGCAAAGCUCUGAUGCCGACAAAAAUGGGAACUGCAAUCUGCGCAGAUUCUGAAAAUUAGGCGGAGGAGGGUUGAUUAAAGCAAGGUCUUUUUUCAGCCAAAGAAAAAUUGCUUGUGUGAAGGUCAUAUGCCGCUGGGUGCAUAAUCAUGGGCUGCCUCCGCAACUUGCUUUUGUAUUAUACUGUCUGACAGAUACAGUCCUACCAGAACAUGCUCUGAUUCGAGCGUCACCUUGUGAGACUCAGUGGCUUUCAACACAGAUUCGUCAUAAUUUUUUUUUUUUGCCACUCUGGUCUCACCAGGUUGUGCCGAAAAAUGGCCAAAACCUCAUCUUGAGUCUCUGCAUGGGGAUGGUUCUCAGUAGGGCAAAAUCUGUCAAGCAGAAUGAUCCAAAGCAGCCCUUUACUUGGGUCCGACAGCAUCUUGAGUCAAUUAAGAAGACCAUUGUCCUAAACUAACUUGCAUGAUGGAGUCUGCAGAAGCAACUGCGGAGCUCCACAGUUUCUCAAGGUGUUUCCUGGGGCAGCAAAUUGGUCACUCAAAGAGCUGCCACAAUUGUGUCCCACGAGGUUCCAUGGCCCAAAAGGUUUCUUUUGGAAAAAAUGACCAGAACCACAUCCAUCACGAGCUUCUAUAUGGGAAUGACUCCCAGUAGAGUGAAAUCUGCCACGUAGGGUGCUCCAAAGCUGACUUUAUCCAGCAACUGCAGGACCAUACGCUGUGGUUUCACGUUCACGAGCUCCUUUUUGACUUCCAUUUGGAGGGCAGAAGGAGCAUCAUUGUGGUCCUUGCCAACAGGUUCAGGUCAUUGCAGAACAUCUUCUCUCUGUUACAUAGGCCGGUAGGAAGCAUCUUGAGUCAAUUAAGAAGACCAUCACCCUAAACUAGCUUGGAUUGUGGAGUCUUCAGAGCUGCCUGCAAAGCUCACAAUCUCCCAAGAUGUUUCCUGAGACACCAAAUUGGGCGCUCAGAUUGCUACCACGAGAGCAUGCCCAGGAGGCCCAAUGGCCUCCUAUGGAAGCCCUUCAGGCUAUGAGUUGUAAUUCGGCCACGAGACUCAAACACAUCCGCCUCAAAUCUAGUUUGGUUCCAAAGAUGAGCCAGAGUUUUAGCAGAGUGCUGUAGCCAAGGCAUGGUAGAGAGAAUUAUAUGCUGUACUGCAUGCUAAGUGAGAAUAAUAACCAUGUUAUAUACUAUGAAGGCCUUUCACCAUCUUGGUACAUCUUCAACGUAUUCUAUUUUGGUAUAGACCGUUCUUUUCAUUACCUCAACUGUGCUAAUGUUGAACUGUGAUUUUCUGUUCUUCUUCUUUUUUUUUAAUCUGAAUGGGAAUGGGGGGCAGGAGGGGAAUAAAAUAGCCAAAAUAUUGAAACUGUGACAGUAGGAUCCUGUUCAAGACAUAUUAGUAGUGCCUUGUCUCUGGCGCCAUCGAGAAGGCGACAAAAUUUGUGCCGGCGGAUGGCGCCAUGGUUCCUAACGCUUGCACCCUCUUUUGAAGGGAGGAAACCAUUUUGGUGAAAGGACUCUUCUUUUAGCGAAGAAUAUUUAGCACACAUGGUUAAGUUCUGUUUUUGUUGUGUCUUUUAAUAAUAAUAAUAAACUCUUUGAGGACUAAAAGAAAAUGGAGAAAUACUUGAUCUUGUCAGUUUUUUGGAGACAAUUGCCGAUUUAAUUUAGGAAUUGCUUCAAUGAACUGGCAGCAUUUUUAUAAGUGGGUAGGCGGGUGGGGAGGGUCUACUUCCUUUUUUACAAGAAGGGGGAAACUUACAUUGCUGAUAAUAAAUAUCUAGUUUUGAAAAUUUUAAGCUACUGUAAAAGCUCAAGAAAAGCACCGUUUCUAGCUGCAGAUAUUCCAAAUCAGAAGUGCCAUUAACACUGUUCUUCUCACUGUUGUCGUGGGGCGAAAACGGCAACAGUGCCAAGAAUGGGGCCUCCCGUGUCUUUUGCGGAAGCGCCCAAAAGGAGUCCUCAAGGGGUUUUCUGUGCUUGCUGACCUUCCCAUUAGCAGCCUGUGUGGUUUCGUAUCACCUGAGAAUGAGUGUGGUCAGAAGUCGCUGAAGUUAUAUGGUGGGGUGGGAGGGGGGAGGGAGGGAAUUAAGGGGUGAUGAUAAACUUCAGAAAGAACACUAGCAACCCAAAAUCGUGCUAUUUGGACUGAUGUUCAGCCAACAUGGGUGGUUCCAUAUUCUCUUGGACCUAGCUCAGCUUACUGCGUUGACACCAAAUCCAAGGAGUUGAGUUGGUGACUUAUGGCAGGCUCCAUUGCCACCAAAUCCAACAAAUUGAGUUGGUGACUCAUGGAACGCUCCAUCGAACAGGUUGAGUUGGCUUCUCAUGGAGGGCUCCAUUGAUACCAAACCCAACAAAGUGAGUUGGUGACUCAUUGAGAGUUCCAUUGAUACCAUAUCUAACAAGUUGAGUUGGUUAUUCAUGGAGUUCUGCAUGGAACAAGUUGAGUUGGUUACUCAUGGAGUGCUCUAUAGACACCAAAUCCAACAAAGUGAGUUGGUGACUUGUGGAGAGCUCCAUUGACACAAAUCCAACCAGUUGAGUUGGUGACCCAUGGAGGCCUCCAUGUUGUCAUGUAACAUCUAGUUCCGCCAUCAGCUCAGGAUGUGGGGCACAAGGGUCUUCUACAACUCCCAAGUUAUGGAAGAGAACACCCUUCAAUGUUUUAUGCUUUGGGGUUAAUUUUCCCUACAGUGUCCCUAUAGAAUGCCUGUGGUGGCAGUUUAGAUUAGCGUGUGGUUGGUUCAGUGUUCUCUAUGUACUUUUUCUUCUCAGAUUCUUGUUUUUCUGAAUUUUGCACAGCGAAUAAGCUCUGGAAUACCAUCGGGUGUCCUUGAAAGGGAAAAUCGUAACUAGCAUAGAGUGAGGAGAAAAAAAAACGUAAACUGUGAGUUGUUAGAAGCUGCGUUGCUAAAUCUAAGUUUUAGAUGGUUAAAAGUGUACCUCAGAAAACUAGUAAGAAAUUGCUUUGUCCUUUACCCGGUUGUGAAAGGCUCACGUAACCGUUUCUUUUUUUUGUUCUUUAACCAGGUGCCAAAAUUAAUUUUUUUCCUACUAGUUUUCAACAUGUUCAUCUUUGGGCAACGUUCUGUAAAAUGUGUUAUUUUUUACAAACUCUACUGUAACUUCAGUUAAACUGAAAUGUGUGAUUGAAGCUUUUUUGCUUAUUUGUAUUUAUUACACUACUUGAUUCAGUAAAUAUAUAAAAGUACCUUUCCCUUUAUUUUUGUAUUAUUUUACACAUUUAUACCUGCUGUUUGUGAUUAUUAUUUUUUACACCUGUAACUUGGAUGCAAUUCUAAAAACCAAUAAAUUAUAUCCAUCUGUUGACUUUC
Molecule: messenger RNA, 11342 nt
Organism: Anolis carolinensis (green anole)
Lineage: Eukaryota; Metazoa; Chordata; Lepidosauria; Squamata; Anolidae
Gene: dnaaf9
Product: dynein axonemal assembly factor 9
Exons: 37
Coding region: 52-3576 (1174 amino acids)
Source: RefSeq, a predicted model, not a curated record